AGGUAGUCGCAUGAUAACUACCUAUUGAGUAUUCACCUGAGGUUCUUAUAAAAGCACCUGACUACCGAGUCACAAUCCAUUCGAUCGCAGCUCCAAUGAAAAGAAGGUUUGUCUAGUGAGAAAGUAAAUCGUGUGAUGUCUUAACUCAUACAACACCAAAAUGAAGCAAAUUUCUAUUUUACUAAUAGUAACCCUCGUCGUUGCAAGUCCCGCCAAAUCUGCUCUUAGCCAAGAUGAACUGAAGAACUUUUUGGCCACCGAGUACGAAAAAUCGGCGUCUGCUAUGUGCACGAAGGCCAACGAAGCAGAAUGGAACUACGAAACGGACAUCAACAACAAAGAAAAGCAGGACAUUUUGCUCAAUGUGACUCUGGAGUCCGCCGCUUUGGCCAAAAAGUACUGGCAAGAUUAUUUCAAAGACCUCAACCCUGACGACUACCAAGACGAACAGCUCAAAAGACAAGUCAAAAAUUUGAGGAUUUUGGGAAACGCUGCACUGAAUGAAGAAAAACUGACCAAACUAACCAAAGCUACCAACAACAUGACCAACAUCUACAGUACUGCUAAAAUCUGUCCCUUCAGUAACCAAAAGUGCGACCUAUCCAAAGAAGGUUUAUCUCUCGAACCCGGAAUCGAAGAAAUUUUGGCGAAAUCCACAAACUACGACGAGUUGGUUUACGCUUGGAAAGCCUGGAGAGAUGCUUCCGGUGCCAAAAUAAGAAGUCUGUACCAAACAUACGUAGAACUGUCCAAUGAAGCCGCCGUCGCUAACAAGUUUAAGGAUAAAGGAGAACUGUGGAGGGACAGCUACGAAUCGCCUACUUUUAUCCAGGACAUCGAUGAUCUGUGGACCCAAGUCGAACCACUCUAUGCAGAACUCCACAAGUACGUCGGUCGCAAACUCAAAGAACGUUUUGGUAGUAAGCUUGACAUUUCUGACGGGCUUAUCCCGGCGAACGUCCUCGGGAACAUGUGGGCCCAAGAAUGGAACAACAUAGCCGAGCUGGUGCGGCCUUUCCCGCAAGCCAGUAAAGUCGACGUGGAUGCCGCCCUCAAACAACAAAAGUACUCAGUUUUGGACAUGUUUAAAACCUCCGACGAGUUCUACAAGUCCAUGGGUUUAAUCCCGAUGGAAGUGUGCUACAAUACUAGUGCAGGAGCCAUGAUUGAGAAACCCACCGAUGGUAGAGAAGUACUGUGUCACGCUAGCGCUUGGGACUUCUGCGACGGUCACAAUUAUAGAAUCAAAAUGUGUACGAACAUCAAUUUCGAGGACUUUAUUGUCAUCCACCAUGAGAUGGGACACAUCCAGUACUUCAUGCAGUACGCCAAGCAGUUGGUGAUCUUCCGGGAUGGAGCCAACCCAGGGUUCCACGAAGCCAUAGGUGACACGAUUGCGCUGUCGGUGUCCACGCCCAAGCACCUACAAAAGAUCAAUCUAGUGAAGAACUACACCGAUAGUACCGAAGCUGCGAUUAACGCCUUAAUGGACACAGCGUUGCAGAAGGUGGCGUUCUUGCCUUUCGGGCUUCUUAUUGACAAGUGGAGAUGGGACGUUUUCUCGGGUAGGGUUACCCAAAAUCAGUGGAAUUCCCACUGGUGGGAGUACCGGAAGAAGUACCAGAAGGUGAAGCCACCGGUAGAGAGGUCGGAGAACGAUUUUGACCCAGGGGCGAAGUUCCAUGUGGCCGGAGAUUCGCAAUAUAUUGCGUAUUUCGUGGCGCAUAUUUUGCAGUUUCAGUUUUAUAAAAGUCUGUGUGUUGCUGCUGGUGAAUAUAGCCCAGAUUCUAAAGAAGUACCGCUGCAUAAGUGCGACUUUUAUGAGUCGAAGGCUGCUGGGGAUUUGCUGAGCAAGGGUCUGGCUUUGGGUGCUAGUAAGCACUGGAGUGACGCCCUGGAGCUCAUGACUGGGUCAAGGAAAUUGGACGCCAUCCCACUUUUGGAGUACUUCAACCCACUCUACACAUACUUGAAGGAACAAAAUUCCAAAUACUAGACAAAAUUGUACUUUAUUCACUGUCAUUUGUCACAAAAAGUCAAUAAAAACCUUAAAACAUUA
Molecule: messenger RNA, 2059 nt
Organism: Zophobas morio
Lineage: Eukaryota; Metazoa; Arthropoda; Insecta; Coleoptera; Tenebrionidae
Product: angiotensin-converting enzyme-like
Exons: 7
Coding region: 161-1996 (611 amino acids)
Biological process (GO): proteolysis
Cellular component (GO): plasma membrane
Molecular function (GO): peptidyl-dipeptidase activity; metallopeptidase activity
Source: RefSeq, a predicted model, not a curated record